AUGGCAGAUAACGGAGAGGGAUCGUCCCUCACCCCGUCCCGUUCUAUGCCCAUAGCCUCGUCCUCCGUGCGCUCGAGGUCGCCCGGUCCUGAUGUAGGAAAUAGACAGGCAUCCAUGGCUCGCCUCGCCUCACCGGUGCCUUCCCCUUCUUUGGGGACAUCCUUGUCAUCCCGACAAGGAAUCCCAGCCAUGCGACCUGUGAUGAACACUGCUGAGCAGGAAUUUUCGAAGUCAUACAACAACCAAGCAUCGCUUCCUGGUCCUGGGCACUCUAUGCUGGCCUCACAGAUCCAAGAAAGCCUUGGUCGUUCACCGCCGCGAUUUGGAACUCCCUCGCGAUACACGGGGUCACCUGCCCCGAAUCCGAUCUUCGACAACCGACCGGUUGCCUCUCAGUAUGGCUCGUUCGAUACUAAAAAUGGAUCAGAGGUGCCUGGCAUGGGGCCGAAUGAAGACCCCGAGGUCAUCAAGAGACAUUUAGUCAUGGAUCACGGAGACAACCAGUCUGAGAUCGCCACUAGCUUUGGUGGUGAUGACCACUUCUCGAGCUUACAGCUACAGGGUGGUGAUAUUACACGUCAAGUAUAUCGUUGGGCGGAGGACGCUGAGGCUGAAGCUGCAGGGCGUUUCCUGCGCAGCAAGAGUUUCAGCGUGAGUCGGCCUAGACCAGAAGUUGAGACGGAAGACAUUGAUAGCAUUCGGGUUCCGGGAGGAUUCCGCAGAGACUAUCUCCGCAGAGCAGCUGGAAGCCCUGUGCGUGGAAGUGCUCAGGGGUCUGUUCGAGGAGGACCCAAUGGACAUGCUCCCCCUCAGCUGCCAACAACCAGCUUCUUGGAGUUCUUGACUCUCUACGGUCAUUUUGCCGGUGAAGAGCUAGAGGAAGACGACGAAGUCUUGGGUCCGGAUGAGUACUUCUCGUCCGAUGCUUGGGACGAGCCAGAAGAGGGCAGGGAGUCCGGAGAAGACGCAGCCCUGUUGCAGGGCGAGACCCCAGGUCGCAAGAAGAGAAAGCACAAGCAGCGCUCACCGGGCGGAACAACAACUACAACAGGCGCCGUGCUUCUGCUGCUCAAGUCCUUUGUAGGUACCGGUAUCCUGUUCUUGCCCCGUGCUUUCUUGAACGGCGGCAUGCUUUUCAGUAGCAUGGUAUUGCUGGGAGUCUCGAUCCUCAGUUACUACGCUUUCAUCCUUUUGGUCAACACUCGCAUGAAGAUCGAGGGUUCUUUUGGUGACAUUGGUGGCAUUCUGUAUGGAAAGCAUAUGCGACGUAUCAUCCUUGGGUCCAUUGUCCUCAGUCAGCUUGGCUUUGUGGCAGCAUAUAUCGUCUUCGUUUCGCAAAAUCUGCAGGCAUUCGUGCUGGCCGUGAGCAAGUGUGCCACUUUCAUCGAUAUCAAGUACAUGGUCCUGUUGCAGUUGAUCAUCUUCUUGCCUUUGUCCUUGAUUCGGGAUAUCAGCAAACUUGGUUUCACAGCAUUGAUUGCUGAUGUUUUCAUUCUUCUGGGCUUGCUUUACAUCUACUACUACGACGUUAGUACUUUGGUUAGCCAGGGCGGCAUUUCAGAUGUCAAGUCCUUCAACCCCACCACCUGGUCCAUGUUCAUUGGUACCGCGAUCUUCACCUAUGAGGGUAUCGGCCUGAUCAUUCCGAUUCAAGAAUCCAUGAAGAAGCCUACCAGAUUCCCUGGAGUGCUAGCUGGUGUCAUGGUCGUCAUCACUUUCAUCUUCCUUUCUGCGGGUGCGUUGAGUUACGCCGCCUACGGAUCGGCCACCAAGACUGUCAUUCUCCUCAACCUUCCUCAGGAUGACAAGUUUGUCAAUGUGGUUCAGUUCCUUUACUCGCUUGCUAUUUUGCUUAGCACUCCGCUCCAACUCUUCCCCGCAAUCCGUAUCAUGGAGAACGAGCUGUUCACACGCAGUGGAAAGUACAACCCAUACAUCAAGUGGAAGAAGAACGGUUUCCGUUUCUUCCUAGUCAUGGUUUGUGCCAUCAUUGCCUGGUGUGGUGCGGAUGAUCUCGACAAGUUCGUUUCGCUGGUCGGAAGCUUUGCCUGUGUUCCAUUGAUCUACGUCUACCCGCCCCUCCUCCACCUUCGCGCUUGUGCUCGUUCCAAACGCCAAGCCAUUGCCGAUGUGACACUCGCUGUUUUCGGCGCGAUCUGUUGCAUAUACACAACCUCUUUGACCGUUGCGAGCUGGAUGGGUCCCACGGCCCCGCAAAGCCCCGGAUACUGUGACUCGCCUUAG
Molecule: messenger RNA, 2244 nt
Organism: Penicillium salamii
Lineage: Eukaryota; Fungi; Ascomycota; Eurotiomycetes; Eurotiales; Aspergillaceae
Source: the annotation of a GenBank genome assembly